AUCUAAAUGAAGGAGGAAAUUCUGAGAAUGCAGACAAAGAGAUAAAGCCUAUUGCUUAUUCAGAUCUAAAUGAAGGAGGAAUUUCUAAGAAUGCAGACAAAGAGAUAAAGCCUAUUGCUUAUUCAGAUCUAAAUGAAGGAGGACAUUCUGAGAAUGCAGACAAAGGGAUAAAGCCUAUUGUAGGUAAAACGUUCAAAGAUACCACUGUUUACUGUUAUAUAAUUAUGGAUUAAAACACUCUAAGGCCCGUUUUAAACGUCGAAUUUUGGUCGCGUCGAAUGCAAUUAAGACAAUAGAUAAUGAGAUGAUAAACCUCAUUAAGCUUCAUUAGCUAUUGUUUGAAUUGCAUUCGACACGACCGAAAUUCGACGUAUAAAAUAGGCCUUAGACUGCGUUGUAAGAAUUAAUAGACGGUUUUAGAUAACAAGACGUGGACGUCAAGAGGACGUGGAUGUCGUCAUUUGGCGCCAACUAUCGUCCGCUUCUGGUUUGCGACGUCGUCUUGGACGAUUUCACGACGCGACAAUACAAUUUUCACGUCUUCUCUAGAACGUCACAGAUUUUUGCUUCUUUUGAAAAAAAUAUGAGACUAUACAUAAUAAAAAUCAUCCUAUUUUGUUCCCCAUGUAUUGUUUAAUGAUACUAGCUAACGUUUUCCCAUUGACAAGGUUUUUUUUUUUGUAUUUCGCUAAAUUUUAGACGAGUUGAUUUUCGAUAAAUACUUUCGGUCGCCAUAAACAAAUCAACAAAACUGUGAACAUUGUUAAUAACCACUUCAAUACCGGUAGUAAUCUUCACCAAAACAAAUAUUUUAGAACAAACUAAACUGAAGUUAUAUUGACAAUUGUUUAAAAUCAGGAAAACGUGGGAAAAUAGAAAAAUAAAAGCACUUAAAAGCAGUAAAAACUCGAUCAAUUUUAGUCGCUCUGUCACAACAGUGCAAAAAGUAGGACAUGCAAAAAAACGCUUUCCAGCGUGAAAAACUAUCGUAAACAGUAUUAAAUUUUACCAAUAUAAACACUGAUGCUAUAUUUAUACUGAACAGUUGACAAACUUGAUUGAAUAGGCUACAAUAAAGCAUUUAGAUCGUAAACAAUACCUGUAUUUAUUCCAAAUGAUGCAACAAAGUUCACUUUUCAAACUACAGAAAUAUACGUUUUUUUCUAAAAAAAAACUUAUUGAAUGUUCAUACUAAUUCGUCAGGAAACACUUGGCCAGUAUUAUAUAAUCUUUUCUUGCACAUAUCUUGACAACUGAUUGAAAACAAUACAGGAAUGAACAGGUAACAAGAAAACAAAAAUUUGCUUCGAAAAAGACAAACAAGCCGUCCCAGAUUAAAACCCGGAAGUGAACGCGAGGUGCAUACGUCAUUUUCACGUCCUCUUGACGUCAGCGUCUUGUUAUCUAAAACCGUCUAUUAUAAUACCAAGGUACAGAAUAGGAAGGUAUAGCAGAAGCGUAACUCAAGCAAGUAUUUGUCCACGUUUUUACAAGCGAUUCGUCAUCAAUCACGCCAUCCUGGCUAGUACAACCGGCACUUUGUACCUACGAAAACCUGAUAAAAACUUCCGGCUGUACUAGCCAGGAUGGCGUGGAUUGGCGUGAGCGAGUUAAAAUUUUCGUGGACGUCAAACAAUAAGAAAAACGACUAGAGUUACGCUUCUGGUAUAACUUCCUAUUCUGUGACCAAGGUGGCCGUCUGCACACUGUUUUUGGUCAAAAUAUUUCGAAAACCUAUAGCAAGGUACCAAAAAGUUGUAAAGGGUCUUCAUAUAUAACUUUAAAAGUUCUUUCCAAUAAGACAAAGUUAUUGACAUAUCGCUUUAAAAGACCUAAACACACAUUAGUAAAGCAUCCCACCAUGGCGAUGUUGGGUAAAAACAGUCAUAUAAAUACAGAAAUAAUUCAUCCUACUCAGGCGAGCGUCUCAGCAGCCAGGCUCAUAUGAACAGGUCUUCGAGGCCUCGCCCUUAGCAAGCAAGAGUGUGCAUGAGAAUUUCGUCAACUUUCAUGUCCCGGUCAAACGAGAGCAAGAGUUGUACAGUAUAUGGGAGUAUAGACUUGCUAUUCUAUGCGUACCAGUCAAACGAGCAGAAAAUCUCAUCCACUCUCGUCAAAAUUUGAACUAGCUCGUCAGAGACACAGAGUACUUAGGUUAACUGAAAUUUAAAUUUAAUGUUGCAGGGGGUGAAUGCCAGCGCUGCAUAAAAUAUUUUAUUUUCUGGGACCACAAAGCCAACGAAUAUAUUUUCUGCACGCGAACACUGGGAAUCUUAUGUUUUUAUUUCAAUUUGAUCAUCACUAAACAAGAUUCAGUGUAUUCUACGCACCAUUUCAUUAGAUUUGAAAUCAAAAUACACGUAUUUCAACGUGGCUACGGAAUAAAUAUUCUUUAUAUUUUAAUUUUAUAAUAACAAGAAACAUUAAUUUACAUUUUAAUGAAUGAUAAAAGUGACCACUGGGAACUGUCUGCAGUUUAAGAUUCUAGAUUCUUAUAAUUUUAAUAUAUUUGUUAUGAAUAUCAUCUUAAUUGAUGGAUGAAAGUUCUUGAGAAGGGCAGAAGGCUGUUGUGUGUUGGAACAUAUUGCUUAGAUUUUUUACUACAUUGUAAGAAUCACCACACUCGUAGACUUCUUAAUCCACAUACUGUAGUUGUUAAAUGAGUUGUAUUCAUAUAUAACUGGAGUGGUAUUUUCAGAAGUAGCUAAUACACUAGAUGAAAUCAAUUAUAAGAACCGCAUAGAGGAUUUCGUCUUAUAUAUGUGCUAGACUGCUGUCUGCCUGUCUUUGACCUUAAUAUCAGGCUGCUGGAGUGGCGCCUGUACCAGUAUAUUGGAAACUUGUAUUACUUGCAUGUUGCAAACAUCACUAGUUCACUACCUACAACUUAACUACCUAUACCUUCAAUUAUGUCAUUUUUUCUCAUUUUCUUCCUUUCUGUUUUUCCUUUCUUUCUUUCUCUUUACUUUUUUUCUUUUGAGACUUUUAAGUUCUACCCUCCAUUUUUUUUCUGCCAACCUCAAAAAUGUUGUGGGACCAAUGCCCCCCGGUCCGCUAUAUUAUGCAGCCGUGGUGAAUGCCUCUCCUUAGGCCUCAUCCUUGUUUGUCGUGUCUUUUCUCCAGGGUAGAGAAAUUAACAUAUCCGAUAUUUUACAUGAUUGCCGUAAACUUCUAAAUGCUAAUGCAAAUGGUUGUAUUAAUUUGAAUUAUUAACUAAUAUUACUUUGUACCGCAGAGGUUGACCAUGAUUGUGAUCCAGAUCCAUGUUUGAAUGGUGGAACUUGUGCUGAUUUAGGCGGCUUUGUUAAGGAAUUCCAAUGUAUAUGUGUUCCAGGCUACACUGGAAAACGCUGCGAGAGUG
Messenger RNA from Paramuricea clavata, 3361 nucleotides. The record is from the annotation of a GenBank genome assembly. NCBI's taxonomy places the organism in Eukaryota, Metazoa, Cnidaria, Anthozoa, Malacalcyonacea, Plexauridae.